GUGAAGUUGAUUGGAUGAUGAGCUGGGAGGACUAAUGGCGGAAGUUAGAAUUAAUCAUAUCAGAGUUUGACAUCAUUUGUUUGUUUUUACUGAUUUUAACGAUGUGUUAUUUUAAAUCGUUUUGACAAGUGGUGUAAUAUAUCUAAUCAUAUACUUCAUUCCUUUAAAGUUGAUCGUCAAUAUAAGAAAAAACGAAUAUAUUCAGGAAAACCUACACUUGGGCUGGGCCAUUUUUAUUUUGGUUUUAGAUCUACAUGACCUAUAGACGUUAUGUACAGAUAAUGUGUUAGAAAGCAAUAGAGAGCAACUAUGGGUGAUAAAAAGGACAAAAGAAACAGUUUUUUGUCUUUCAAGAUUGGGAAAGAUAAGAAGGAGAAAAAGCAGAAUGCAGCAGCCACACUGCCUGCAGGUCAACGGUUGCCUUCGACAACUGAGGAGUCAUCAAAUGGUCAACCAAGUGGUCCAGCUCCACAGGAAGUUAUUAACAGUAUGACAGUUCAAGAGGUCAUUGAUAAAUUUGAACGUAUGCUGGAUGACAUGAACCUGACAGAUGAGAAGAAAGCCCCUUUGCGAGAUAGAGACAUUGGCUACAAGAAAGCUAUGUUACUUAUGCAUUAUAAGGCUCCAGCAAAGGGUGAGCUGGACUCACCUAGCAGUUUUGUAACAGAGUUGAGGAAUGCUGACCUUAAAGGAGAGAAAAGACUGAAAGUGUUAGAGUCUUUGAGAGUAUCAUUAACAAGUAAUCCAGUAAGCUGGGUAGAGGAUUUUGGUGUAGCAGGUCUUAAUGCCAUUCUCAGAAAUCUGACAUAUUGCUGUGACUCGAGGUCGGAGAGGAAGGCUACAUAUGAAUGUGUCCGUUGUUUGAAAGCAUAUAUGAAUAAUACAUUUGGUUUGAUGGAGAUAAUCAAGCAUGAGGAGGCUCUAACAAUACUUUCUAGAACAAUGGAUCCAUCAGACACAAUGACUAUGUUAGAAGCUGUGAGACUGCUGGCUGCUGUAUGCCUUGUUCCACCUAAUGGUCAUGAAAAAGCGUUAGAAGGAAUUACAGUAUGUGGAGAAAUACGAAAUCAAGAGCGAUUUGUGCCAAUUAUUAUGGGUCUAGGGAUGAGAGAUAACCAGGCAAUGCAGGUUGCCUGUAUACAGCUGGUCAAUGCCCUUGUCUCCACACCAGAAGAUCUUGACUUUCGGUUACAUCUCCGCAAUGAAUUUAUGAGAACGGGUUUGGUAGAUUUACUUUUAACAUUAGAUAAUUCAAAAGACAGUGAAUUACGGACACAUUUACAGAUUUUCCACGACCAUACUGAUGAAGAUUAUGAAGAAUUCUCACACAGAUAUGAUAAUGCCAGGCUUGACUUUGAAGAUGCAGAACAAUGUUUUCAUAUUGUACAUAACUCAGUAAAAGACACAGUGGCGGGACCAUAUUUUCUGUCUAUCAUGCAGCAUUUACUUUGUGUCAGAGAUGAUUUAUAUGCCAGGCCACAGUACUACAAGUUAAUAGAGGAAUGUGUUACACAGAUUGUUCUGCACAAAUCUGGUGCUGAUCCAGAUUUUAGAUUGACCAGGAGAUUUGAAAUAGAUGUAGAACCAUUGUUAAAUACUUUAAAUGAGAAAUCAAAAUUUGAAGAUAAUGAAGUGUCAGUGGGAGAAAUGAGUUCCAAACUAGAGACAGCACUUACAGCUAAACAAGAAUCGGAGGCCAAAGUUCUCACUAUGGAAGAUAAAAUAAAACGAUAUGAGGAGGAAUUAGCCAGUCUUAAAGAAAAGAUGAGGAAGGAACAACAAGCUGCCCUUGAGGCUAAAUUAACAAAACAAAUGCCUUCUGCAGCAGCAGCCAUUAAACAGAUGGUUGUCUGCCCAAAAUGUGAGGCAGAGAGUAAAUCAUCAGAUCAGGAACCGGUUAAAGAUGGAGUAGAAACACAACUUUCAUCUGUGAUAAACAAAGGUGGUCCACCACCACCAGCUCCACCACCUCCUCCGCCCCCACCAGGAGGUGUCCCACCACCACCACCACCACCACCAGGUGGGGGCCCUCCACCACCACCACCCCCUCCAUUCCCUGGAGGUGUACCUCCCCCUCCUCCACCCCCAGGUGGAGGUCCUCCUCCUCCACCCCCACCCCCUGGUGCCCCAAUGCCCCCUGGAAUGGCCCCUCCACCACCAUUUGGAAUGCCUUCGCCAGUUUCUAAAGCACUGCCAUUUGGAAUGCAACCAAAGAAAAAAUAUCAAGUCAAACAGCCAAUGAAAAGAGCCAACUGGAAAAAGGUAAAUUAAAAAGAUUUAUCCCAUGACAUAUGGCCUUUUGAAAACUUUGCCACACUUGUUCAACAUUUCAUGACACCAACUGUAAACAGGGAGGGAGUGAAACCUAAAACAACAGAUGAAACUGCAGAGCAAAAACCUGCAAAGAAAGGCAAGGAGCUCAAAGUUCUAGAUCCAAAAUCAGGGCAAAAUCUUUCCAUAUUACUAGGAUCUAUUAAAGUGCCUUAUCAGGAAUUAAAGCGUCGUAUAGUAGAGAUGGAUGAGGAGAACCUGACACCUGCUAUGGUAGAACAGCUGCUCAAAUAUAUGCCAGAUCAAGAUUCCCUAAACCAGUUAGCCUCUAUGCAAGAUCAUUACAAUGAACUUGCAGAACCAGAACAAUUCUGUGUUGUAAUAUCUUCCAUAAAGAAGUUAGUUCCAAGAUUGAAUGCAAUGUUGUUUAAGAUGGGAUUUGCUGAAAAUAUGAAUGAUAUUAAACCUGACCUGGUAAACACAAGAGAAUGCUGUGAGGAGAUAAAGGAAAGUAAAAAAUUCCAUGGAAUCCUCGAACUUAUAUUGCUUGUUGGAAACUUUUUAAACACAGGGUCCAGAAAUGAACAAUCUCUGGGAUUUGAUAUCAACUUCUUAUCAAAGCUUGGGAACACUAAAGCUCAAGACGGGAAGACAACAUUAUUGCAUUUUAUUGCCAAUGUGUGUGAGACGAAGUACCCAGAUCUUCUAAACUUCCAUGAGGAGCUGUCACAUCUAGAUAAAGCUGCCAGAGUGUCUGAUGAAAACAUGAAAAAGAACAUAAAAGCCAUGGAGAAACAGUUUAAGGCUCUGGAAACAGACCUCAAGUCAAUCAAGAAAUCAGUUGGUGACAAGGACAAGUUCUCAGAUGUUAUGAAUGUAUUCCUUGGGUCAGCUAAAGAACAGUUUGAAGUAUUAAACACAAUGUAUAAACAAUUAGAUAGCCAGUAUAAAACAUUAGCAAAGUACUACUGUUUUGAUCUAAACAAGUACAGUGUGGAGGAAUUCUUUGGAGAUAUCCAAAGUAUUUAAAGAUGGAUUCUU
Messenger RNA from Ruditapes philippinarum (Manila clam), 3312 nucleotides. RefSeq names its product protein diaphanous homolog 2-like. NCBI's taxonomy places the organism in Eukaryota, Metazoa, Mollusca, Bivalvia, Venerida, Veneridae. The record is from RefSeq and is a predicted model, not a curated record. Gene Ontology annotation, molecular function: small GTPase binding; microtubule binding; actin binding. Gene Ontology annotation, cellular component: actin filament; cytoplasm. Gene Ontology annotation, biological process: actin cytoskeleton organization; actin filament polymerization.